GUCCUUCAGCAACCCUUCUGACUAUAGUGGAUGCUGAAGAAAAUGCAUUUGUGAGCACACACAUAAAGGAAAAUGAUCUCAUCACCAAGAAUGUAUGGCUUGGCCUAGCUCAGAGCUCUAAGGAUCAGUCCCUGAACUGGCUUGACGGCUCAUCAGUUAAUUAUGCCAACUGGGAAAAUAAAACUGCAGAAGUUAAUGAAAAAUGCAGCGUUAUCCUGUCCACAACUGGCACGUGGUCCAAAGUUGACUGCAGUCGUAGUCAGAGCAGAGUGGUUUGUAAAGCUCCUUUAGGUUCUAAUCAUACCGGGGUGGCUGUAGCAUUUGCCCUGCUAAUUAUCUUAGUCUUCAUUGUCGGAUUGGCGUGGUAUCUCUAUAAAAAGAAGCGUCUUCACUGGAGUGCCUUCUCUUCAGUACGCUAUCAAAGAGGGAUGAAUGAUGAUGAAACUGAUGAUGUGUUCACAAAAGAUAGCGAUUGA
This is a messenger RNA of Tauraco erythrolophus (red-crested turaco), 476 nucleotides long. Lineage: Eukaryota; Metazoa; Chordata; Aves; Musophagiformes; Musophagidae. The record is from RefSeq and is a predicted model, not a curated record.